Messenger RNA from Necator americanus (New World hookworm), 807 nucleotides. RefSeq lists its product as uncharacterized. The transcript has a single exon. Lineage: Eukaryota; Metazoa; Nematoda; Chromadorea; Rhabditida; Ancylostomatidae. The record is from RefSeq and is a predicted model, not a curated record. Bases 1 to 807 code for a protein of 268 amino acids.
AUGUGGUUGCUUAUUGCCACUCCUCGCAUGUCAGUUCUACAGAGUCGUAAAUCGACCCACAUCUCGAUCAGGUAUGAGGUGAUUAGGUGUGCAGAGUGGACAGCAUCGAUCGAACUCGAGAUCGAGGUAAUCCUAAUGGGGAAGAAUACGAAGAAGUUUUUGUCGAUGAGACCAUAUAUGACAGAAGUCGUUGAAAGAGUCAACACCACUGUGAUAUCCUUACAAAAACCAACGAUCACAGAAAUCAAUCGGUAUGCUAUCUCCGAAAAUGCAGCCUUCACAUUACCGGAUAGAUUCGUCGUGCCAGUAGAAUGCAGCGAUGAAGCCCAAGCACAAACCCAGUUCUCUACUUGCACGAAUCUUAUAAGGUGUCACUGUGAAAACGCCCACAGAUGUCAAUGUCCAGAAGAGUACUUGAGUCACCUAAGAAACUCCUCAGCAUUACCAAUAGAAACAUCCUCCUACAACCUCACAAAGGAAGACGAUAGUGUGAUGACUAUGACUGAGGAAGGUGAAUUCGUGCUCACACUAGACUCCAAAAUACUGGUGAAUGCGUCAGAAAUCGUGACAGAGAAAAAAAUCCAGACAAUUGAUCUCACAGUUUGCUACAACUGUGAACAUGGAGCUAGACUAGUUACAAGGUGCCAUUCACUACUGAACAUAAGAGUUACAGUUGUUUGCAAAACAUUCGAGUUCGUCAUUCAUUGUGGGCCAAUGAAUGUCAGCAAGACCACUUUGAUCAUGCCAUUGUCCGAGAAACAUGCACAACGGACUGUUCAGAGAAUGUCGAUAUCAAAGGCGUGCUAA